This is a messenger RNA of Vitrella brassicaformis, 3573 nucleotides long. NCBI's taxonomy places the organism in Eukaryota, Vitrellaceae. The record is from the annotation of a GenBank genome assembly.
CCAUUGAUUCGACCGAAAAUGGCAACACAUCUUCGUCAUAAACCCACUCCCAGUCACAUCCAUUCCCACAUAUGACGUUUUCUAUCUCCCGACCACCGGGCCUAUACACCGCAUACACCUCACUCAGACUCGCCGCCACUCGAAAGCACUCUCAGACGGCACCUUUGAUGAAGAAAGCAUGACAGCUGGGGAUCCAUGAUCCUCGUUGGCCCGUGUGUGAGGUCGCCUACAUGUGUGCGUGUUUGUCCGUAAGUGUAGGUCUACCGAUUGGCAAGAGCAUGUGUAGAGGACCUGCAUGCAGCGCAGGUCAGUGUGCCAUCGAAGUCAAACCACGCCGCCUCUCCUCAGUUGCCAUCCGCAAAGCUUCAUGAACAGACCGCUGAAACACACCCAUGGCCACACACACUAUUCUACCUACCCCCUCGGUGUGUCUGGCGACUGCCUCAUAUCUACCUGGAGCAUCGGCGAGUGAAGCUCGUCAUUCGAUGACACUCCUGGCAUCAUCUCUCCACCAUCCUCAACAUCACCCCUCUCCCUCUCCCACGGCACCUUCUCCAUUCUCGUGCGGCCGGCUGACGGCGCACACUCAUCGACCAUCGUCUGCACUGCCGCAUAGCCCUCCGGUGCAGGGGCCACGUCGAUAAGGCGGGACAGGAACACAAGGACGGUGAGGGGCAGACAGGUGAGAAACACCGAAGCGGGCGCAUCUGGGGAGCGCGUGGACACGUCCCAGCCUGAACAGAAAGAUCGAGACGGCCAACUAUUAGUCAUGUGCGUGCAGCACCUUUGCGUUGCCCACCAGCGAGAUGGAAGAACAUGACAGCCAGCUGCAGCCUUCCGGUGUCUCGCCUCUCCCACGGCCACCCCCCCACGCCCCACGAGAGUGUGUCCGCACACCGACCCAGCAACGCCACUGCCACGGCCAGCACCGACGGGCUCUCACACCCCCCCUCACUGCUGCAGAUGGCUUCCCCAGCAUGUCUGCUGAGCGCCAGACCAAAGGCCACUGUCGGGAUGCUCUUGUGAGGGAUCGAUGAGGCCGGCGCCGCCCAUGACUUUGGAAGUGCGUGAUCGAGGGAGGAGAGAGACUCCAUCAGUUUGGGCCCCAGGGUGUCUGGUGGGUCGGGUGGGCCAUGGUGGGUGAGCGAGUGGAGAGUGGGGGCGUCGCGGAGCUGCAUCACGGCGAGGCUGCUGAGGACUACAGCCACAUCCUGCAGGAGAAGCAAAGGCAGCACAGCACCCAGAGACAGCAUUCAUUGCAGCUGCGGGGGCACUUCCAACAUGCGGUGCUUACUGUAGGGGUGAAAGAAGAGGCAUGGACAGCCGAGUAGGCCAGGAGAGACCGAAGCCAUUUCUCUUCAUGUACUUGCGUAGCAGCGAAGCAGUCCAUCGAAAACUGCAACAAGGCACACAUGGUGCAUGGUUUCCCUGCACCAUCCCCCUCUAGUCCCCCGCCUACCGCUGCCAAUCUGGGCCGCAUGGCGUCGGGCGACUCCUGCAGGCUCCUGCACACCUGUCUGCCCACUCGGUUGACCACCUGUUGCAUCCCCUGCCGUCCCAGCAUCGCUUCGCCCCAGCCCCUCAGUCCACACAUCAACACAGCACCCUGCAGCGCGCCAAUCUCCAAGCCACUCAUAACCUCCCCCUCACACAGGCGAUCCAGAAUGCCUUUGAAGCACCUCAAACACGACUCGUAUUCGGGCGGCAGCGUGCCGAGAGCACCGAUGACGAGGGCUAGGUUGCGGCCAGAGAGCCUUGGUGUGAGCCGCUCGGCUGUGCGUGCGAGGGGGAGGAGGAUGGACUCGUCGACCCAUGGGGGGCGGAAGGGGAGGGGGGAGGGGUGGGUGAUGUGGCGGUCGGGGUCGUGGGCACGGGUCAGCGAAUACAGGACGAUCGACAGAUCUGAAAGGGAGACGCGCAAUUCUUCUCUUCGCUUCUCCGUCUCUCUGGUCGUCGUGCGUACCGUCUUGUGUCAGCUCCUCAGAUUGACGCGCCAGUGUUGGAGCCAAGUGCAUGAGCACUUUUCGAUAGAUGCCCUCCAUCCUGCCAGCCACUUCCCCGCCCUCCUCCUGACCCAUGGAUAGCCGAAACUUCCGGAGGGCCUUGACUAUUGAUGACAUCUCGCUCAACGAGAAGCCACGGUUGAUGGACGCGCCCGGGGCGGCGACCACUGCGGCCGGCAGCGUCUUCUUGCUGUCAGCGAUCCGAGAAUGCGGCGGCUGUGAGGUGAUGUACUCGACGGCGGUCUCGCAGAAGUGAAGCCCCCCCAUCUGCAGAUUCGCCAUGGCCAGCAGCACAGUCGCAAACGACCUGGUAUCGCUCUCCGCCUCCUUUUCCCGGAGGAGUGUGGAGAAACGGUUGAGAAACACCACUUGAGCAGCCUUGGUCGGCGGCAAGUCGAAUCGUUCAAGUGCAUAGCCCACGUCAGCCAGGUCCUUGAAACUCAUCUGCUCGGCUACUUGCGCCAGGCGGUCGAUGAACAGCCGGAAAAGGUCGGGCUGGCUGAUGCCUGCUCGCGCAAACGCCCGCGAUAGGAUGCUGAGAUUCUUGGCGCUGAGGCCCCUGAGCUUCAGAGGGUCGGCCAGCAGUGCAUCAGCAACGCAGGUGAACACCUCUUCCACAGUCUCGUGCGGCAGUGUCGACGCCCCGCCCAGAUGGACGUUGCCGUAGCCGUUGGCCAGCAUGGUCAGCUCGCCUAUCUUGAAGCCGCCAUUGGGCGGCGACGACCGAAAGAGCCUUCUCACACGGGCAGCAAUGGACUCCAGCAGUGCCGUAUCGUCCAGCAGAGUCACUUUAGAGAAGGCGCUGACGAUCAUGACCACCCCCUGGGGCGUGAACUCCUCGAUGCGCCGCUGGCUAUGAGACGACAGUAGCUGGAACAGGUGCAGGUGGCGGAUGUCUGCUCGCGCAUAUGCGUUGGCCACCAUUGCAAGCUCGGCUGCGGGAAAGAGGGACAGGUGCCCCUGCAUCGCCGUUGCCACGUCGUGGAAGAACCGCUCGUUGGCCGUGCCGAGCUUGCUGAAGGCGUUGCAGAGCGUGGCGAAAUCCUGGGCAUUCAGACGAAAGAGAACCGGCUUGAUCUUGGCGGCUAUAGCUGACAGUAAAGGCUGGUCCCGAUAGUCGAAUCGAGCCAGCGAGUUGACGAGAAGAGAGAGCGCCUGAUGAUCCCCUGGUUGAGCCUCCAGUGUGUUCCGCAGAUAGCGCGAGACGACGAGCAGUAGAUCAUUGUCGCGAUGCUUCAGGCGGGCGAAGGCAUUCAGGCAGAUUGACAGCUUGGUCAGAUCAAACUUGGUUUGUUUGUCAAGAUCAGUCAGAUUGUCACGGAUGUUGGUACUCAGAGCCGACAGCAGGUCAGGCGGGUGACGAAAGGGCACCUUGCCGAGGGCUGUGAGGAUCCUCGUGAGGUCGCCUGGCGUGAAUUCAUUGGCCACUUGGACAGCCCGCGCGGCGUAGCUGCGCCAGAGGAGCGGCGAGGGCGGGGAUGACGUUGAUGCGGCAAGAGUUGCCGAUGUGACGAUGAAGUCGGCAAGCUUGCGGUGAUCCACAGCCUUCAAGCUCUCCAGAUGCUGCAUC